Messenger RNA from Myotis daubentonii (Daubenton's bat), 2338 nucleotides. RefSeq names its product coiled-coil domain containing 181 (gene CCDC181). Lineage: Eukaryota; Metazoa; Chordata; Mammalia; Chiroptera; Vespertilionidae. The record is from RefSeq and is a predicted model, not a curated record. Gene Ontology annotation, molecular function: microtubule binding.
GAGGACGCUGAGACGCGCCGUUGCCAUAGCAGCCGGGUCCCGGCUGCGUAGGUAGCAGGUGCCGGGGUCUCCCUCGCCUCCUGGUCAGAGCUGAGAGAGAGGAGGAGAGGAGAGCACCCCGGGCCAUCUCUGUGACCUCAGCCGCUGCACCUCACAGGCAGGAGAGGCUGUAAGGGACCGAGGGAAGGACGGUGCGGACUUGUUUAUGGGGGAGCGAGUGAACCGGGGGAGCUGCCAGGACAGCAUUAUUCCCUAACACACAGAAAAUGGAUGAAAAUAAAGAUACUGAUUCCAAAGAAACUGGAGAAUAUGAAGAUGACUUUGAAAAGGACCUGGAGUGGUUAAUUGAUGAAAAAGAACAAAGUGAUGUCAACAUAAUAGAGAUGGCUUGUGGGAAUGAAGAGAGCAUUGGCACAGAGUUAAGGGAGAAUGAAACGGAAGCCGAACACAUGGGGCAGCUUCCUGAUCCUGACACACCCUGGAGGGAAGGGGCUUCACCCAGAAAACACGACUUCAUUUCCGUACCGAGCAGUCAGUCUCUGGAACCCAUGUCAGAUUCAGACAGUGAAAACUCCUUCCAGGAAUCCAAACUGGAAAGCCAGAAAGACGUGGAGGAGGACGAGGAUGAGGAGGUGAGGAGAUACAUUAUGGAGAAAAUUAUACAAGCCAACAAGAUUCUACAGAAUCAGGAACCAGUGAAUGACAAGAGGGAGCGGAGACUGAAGUUCAAGGACAAGUUGGUGGAUCUCGAGGUUCCUCCGCUGGAAGACACUGACGACUGCACACGUUUUGAAAACGAGAGUAAUGUGUCUGGGAAGCUGUCGCAGUUGCAUAUUUCCAAUGAACUUGGGCAGGAAGGUGUGCUCCUGUCGCCCCCUGGCGGGAGCUGUGAGGAGAACAGGGACAGGAAGGUACUGGUGGAGAGAGAUGGGAAGUUUGAACUUAUGAAUCUGCAGGACAUUGAGAGUCAGGGGUUCUUGCCCCCCAUUAGCAAUGUCAACAGUUCAGAAAAUGACGCUCAGCAGUCAUCAGCCAGGUCCUCCAGCUCAGCUGUCAGUGGUGUCAAGAAGGAGGAGCCUGCAGCAAAGAUCCAGGGCUCAUCCACAGAGGAGCCCCCGGCUUUCCCUGCUCCGCCGCCGCCCAACGCCAAGGCUCGGCCCAGCUCCGCUGCCAACUCAGAGCCCAGUAAGGGGAACGGGAAGUCUAAUCACAGGAUACAGUCUGCCAAUGUGUGUCCAGGGACCUCCACGUAUUGUCUUUCUCCGCGACAGAAGGAACUGCAAAAGCGGCUGGAACAGAGGAGAGAGAAGCUGAAGAGGGAGGAAGAACUACGGAAAAUAGAAGAAGAGAAAGAAAAGAAAAAGGAGAACGAAAUAGUAUUUAAAGCAUGGUUGCAAAAGAAAAGAGAGCAGGUUGUAGAAAUGAGGAGAAUUCAGCGAGCAAAGGAAAUUGAAGACCUGAGCAACAGACAGGAAAACAGAGACCCACAACAAGCUUUUCGAUUAUGGCUUAAAAAGAAGCACGAAGAGCAGCUGAAAGAAAAAAAGACAGAAGAACUACGAAAGCAGGAGGAAUGCUUGUUUUUUCUCCAGGGGACAGAAGGCCGUGAACGGGCCUUUAAACAGUGGCUACGAAGGAAGCGGGUGGAAAAACUAGUGGAGCAACAAGCUGUCAAGGAAAGGACUAGACAGUUCCGACUGGAAGCAAAGCGUUCCAAACAGUUUCAGCCAUAUAUGUCCGAAGCCAAAUCCUUCCGUUUUACUGACCAUUACAACUGAAGUGCAAAUCUAUGAAGGCAGACACCUUAAGUCAGCAUGAUGGUGCGAUAGAACGAACACCAGAUGCCGAGUCAAAAUAACUCCAGUCCCUCCUGCCACAGACUGUGUGACCUGGGGCAAAUCCCUGACCUUUCCCCUCCUCCCCGCUCAGGGCUUUCAGAGUAAUGCAAACACCAGCGUGUCUUCAAAUCACCGCUUUCCCUGUGGACGAGAGUGCUGGGAGCUCCUCAGGCUCGCCUGCCUCCUAGCCUUUGUCUCCUCAGCUUCCGGAAAUGUGCUUGGCACAGAAAAGGUGAAUUGGUGCUUCCUGAAGUUCACUGAUGUUAACACACACCCUAGAGGAUUUCAUGCUAACAGCCAGUAACUAUCAUCCUAAAACUGCUUAAUUUUUGUCCCCUCCCCACCAAAUCAUGAGUGAAAGACUCAGCUACAGUCCGAGACACAGAUGAUCCCCAGGCCUCUAUGUGAUCUACUCCGCUGGCUCAAACAUGCCUUUGCCCUAUCAUCCUAAAUGUCAUGGUUUAAAAACAAUUAUCAUCGAAAGAAGACUUACCUUUAGU